Molecule: messenger RNA, 990 nt
Organism: Haliotis rufescens (red abalone)
Lineage: Eukaryota; Metazoa; Mollusca; Gastropoda; Lepetellida; Haliotidae
Product: DNA polymerase epsilon subunit 3-like
Exons: 5
Coding region: 191-709 (172 amino acids)
Biological process (GO): DNA damage response; leading strand elongation; heterochromatin formation
Cellular component (GO): CHRAC; epsilon DNA polymerase complex
Molecular function (GO): protein heterodimerization activity; chromatin DNA binding
Source: RefSeq, a predicted model, not a curated record
UUCAUAUCUCGUACAUAAAAGGGAGCCAAACGAUUCGACGCCCUGUACGUUUCGACAAAGACUGAUAUUACAAAACGGUCCUACCUUGUGCGUCCGCGGGCAAUGGUCAAUGCGACCCCCCGUUCAUUAGGCAACAGCCGAUUGUCGAUCCCCGCUUAUUAACAAGGGCGAUUAAAUACCAGGACGAAAGAUGGCUGAACGUCCAGAGGACCUCAAUCUCCCCAAUGCAGUCGUAACAAGAAUCAUCAAAGAUGCAAUCCCUGAUGGCGUGAACGUAGGCAAGGAGGCGAGGCUGGCCAUCUCCAAGGCUGCCAGCGUGUUUGUGCUCUAUGCCACGUCAUGUUCCAAUAACUUCUCAAUGAAGGCGAAGCGGAAGACGAUCUCGGCCCAGGACGUGGUGGACGCCAUGGAGGAGAUGGAGUUUGAGCAGUUUGUCAGCCCCCUGCAGCAGUGUCUCGAUGCAUUCAGGAAUGAACAGAAAGGAAAGAAGGAAGCAUCAGAACGAAGGAAGAAGGAAAGAGAACAGAAUGCAUCAUUGGAGGAAGAUAAGAAUGGAGACACAACAAUGGAGGAAGAUGGUGCGGAAGUCAUCACCAUCAACGGUGAUGAUGAAGAGGAAGAGGAGGAGGGAGAGGAAGGGGGAGAAGAGGAGGAGGAACCAGAGGAAGGAGAUGAUGAUGACGUGCAGGAAAUAGUCGAUGAUGCAUGAAAGUAGGUCAAGAAAGGUCAUCUCAUCAGCAAGGUCAAGGCUAUGUCAUCUGAAUUUCUGCUAUAUGAAAUAUGUCACGAGUCUUUUGCAAAAUGAUAAUUUAAAAAGGAAUUUUGAAGGUUGUGUAUGUUAAUAAUGAUGUUGCAAUUAUCAACAUCAAUAGAUUACACUAAUUUCGGUAAACGGGCUCUGUCCAUGGCAUGAUGUGAAGGAUGAAGCCGGUGUUUGCACUGACUCACAACUUGUAUAUAGUCAUCUGUAAAUAAACAUUAUUGUCUUGU